AUGCAAAAACAAACGUCUUUGGGAUGCGGAUACGUUAAACUUCAUUUGUAUCGCAGUGGUUUUUUACCUAAUUACUAUGAGUGGAUGUAUCAUGGGGAAGGGUUUCCAGGAACUCAUGGAAGGCAGUCAAAUGAAUAUCGUGAAAUGGUUUUGGAUGCAUUUGGUCAGUCUCAAGAUCAAGGGAAUUCCGAAGAGGCGGUUGUUUCAUUAGAGGAGGAGCCUAAUGCACAAGCCAAGCUAUUUUUUGAUUUGUUAAGGGCUUCUGAACAACCGUUAUACGAAGGGAGUUCAUUGUCUGUGUUAGAGAUGCCUUCUAGAAUCACUAGCCUAAAGUGCAAGUAUAAUUUGCCGCACAGAUGUGUUGAUGGAUUUGCUUCUUUGGUUAAUGAAGCGAUUCCUAACAACAACCACAUGGCCGAGACAUUCUAUAAGGUCAAGAAAAUUGUUAAGGGGUUAGAGCUGCCCCAUGAAAAGAUUCAUGCAUGCCCGAAAGGAUGUAUGUUGUUUUGGAAAGAUGAUGCUCAAUUAUCUACAUGUAGGGUGUGUGGCAGCGACCGAUACAAGAAGACUUCUAAAGGUAGCUUAAUGCCUUUGAAUGUUCUAUUUUAUUUCCCUAUCACACCUAGGUUGCAAAGGCUUUUUGCAACUAAAAACAUUUCCGAGGAAAUAACAUGGCAUGCUAAAAAUCCUCGAGUUCAAGGCACAAUGGCACACCCUAGCGAUAGUGAAGCGUGGAAACACCUUGAUAGUUGCUUUCCCGAGUUUGCCUCUGAACCUUGUAAUGUUCGACUUGGCCUAUGUACGGAUGGAUUUGCUCCACAUGGUCAGUUUGGGGGACAAUAUUCUUGUUGGCCUGUCAUUUUGACCCCUUAUAACUUGCCUCCGUCAAUGUGUAUGAAAAUACAGUUCAUGUUUCUUUCGUUACUCAUUCCUGGUCCUAAAAACCCUAAGGGCAACUUGGAUGUUUACAUGCAACCGCUCAUACACGAGUUGAAACAGUUGUGGGAAGUUGGGGCAAAUACUUACGAUAUUUCGAGAAAACAGAAUUUCAAUCUUCGAGCAGCCAUCCUAUGGAUCGUUAGUGACUUCUCGGCUUAUGGUAUGUUAUCUGGUUGGACCACAGCCGGUAAGAAGGCUUGUCCAUAUUGCAUGGAGAAAAGAAAAGCAUUUUGGCUCGAACAUGGUGGUAAGGUUUCUUGGUUUGAUUUCCAUCGUCAAUUCCUUCCGAAAAAUCAUCCUUUUUAA
Messenger RNA from Chenopodium quinoa (quinoa), 1245 nucleotides. RefSeq lists its product as uncharacterized. The record is from RefSeq and is a predicted model, not a curated record. The transcript has a single exon. NCBI's taxonomy places the organism in Eukaryota, Viridiplantae, Streptophyta, Magnoliopsida, Caryophyllales, Amaranthaceae. Bases 1 to 1245 code for a protein of 414 amino acids.